Cryptomeria japonica (Japanese cedar) is the source of this 2676-nucleotide messenger RNA. Its product is annotated as poly(A)-specific ribonuclease PARN-like. Lineage: Eukaryota; Viridiplantae; Streptophyta; Pinopsida; Cupressales; Cupressaceae. The coding region runs from base 134 to 2026 and encodes 630 amino acids. The transcript has 8 exons. The record is from RefSeq and is a predicted model, not a curated record. Gene Ontology annotation, cellular component: cytoplasm. Gene Ontology annotation, molecular function: RNA binding; 3'-5'-RNA exonuclease activity.
AAUCAUUUCAUUUCUAGAAUUAAAACAAAUUUAUCCGUUGGGUGCCUCUUCACAGAUUUAUGAAAGGUUCCCAGAGCUUGAUCGCAUUUAACACGUACUUCACAAAACUCCCAAUCUUAACUCUAAAAAUUCCAUGAUAUUUUCAAUGCUGUCUAGGCGAUUUUUUUGCUCUGGUUUUCUGCAGGAAAGAGGUUUGUGCACAACCAAAAGAUGGGGAGUGAAGCAGGUCACGAGAUCUAAUCUAGGGCCUGCCGUUGAACAGCUGAAAGACCAAGUUCAAAAUGCAGAUUUUAUUGCCGUUUCUGUGCAAUGCACGGGCUCUCAUGCCACCCCUUGGCGCAGGAUAUUAGAGUUCGACAACUGUGAGAGCUCUUAUCAUAAGGCAAAAGACAGUGCUGAGAGGUUUCAGCUGCUGCAUUUUACUGUAUGCCCGUUCAAGUGGUCAGGUGAUUCCAAGGUUAUCGCAUUUCCGUAUAAUUUUCAUUUGUUUCCACGUGAUGAGCUAAGGGUUGGGAUGCCUUCUUACAGUUUUUUGUGCCAAAUAUCAUUAAUAAGUUCUAUGGCCCAAAAAGGUUUUGAUUUCAAUUCCUGUGUAUAUGAAGGCAUUUCAUAUUUAUCAAGGGCACAAGAAGCUUCUUUAAUGCAGCAGUAUGGGAGUACAAGGAUGUUUGGAGCUUAUCCUGCCUCAUCAUUUCAAAAUAAGUCAACUGCUGAUAUUAAUUUUAUGGAAAGGAUUAGAUUUCAGAUGCAGCAUUGGAUACAUGCUUGUUCAGCCUCAAGCAAUGCAUCUGAAGGCAGAGUGGUAUCUUCUAUUGAGACAAUAGCUCUGAACAAUGAAAUCUUUGGCACAAGACCUUGUUUGAGAAUUGAUGCUACCAGCAAUCACCAAGUGCAGUUGAUUCUAGAGGUGUUGAGAGACUUUACUGAAAAUCUUGUUCCACUGAGUAGCUCCAAUGGAGUUGGUACAGAAAAAGAGUUGAAAGUGGUUUUUACAUGUUCUGAAGAGGACAAACAUCAUCUUCUGAGUGAACUACAACAUCAAGCAGAACACCAGGGGAUUCGGGAUGUUAUAAACACUAUUAUCAACUCAAGAAAAACCAUUGUUGGCUACAACUGUCUAACUGAUUUGGCUAUUAUUUAUUCAAACUUUAUCGCACCCUUGCCAGCUACUGUGAAGGAAUUUUUAUAUUCUCUCCAUGGCAUCUUUCCCCACUUGCUAGAUGUCAGUCACCUGUUGAAAGAAGCUUAUUCCAAGGAGAUAUCUCCUACGAAGAAAGCAAAAAACUUACAAGCAGCUCUUUUGCACUUGAACAAGCAGUUCUUUCUGCCUAUGAAUCUGGAAGUUCCCCUUGAAUUUAAGUGUUAUGGUUACAGGGGGCCUGAAAGUCAUGGAUAUACUGCCCUAAGGUUAACUUAUUUGUUUGCUAAAGUUUGCCGACUUUUGAAAAUCAAUUCAUCAAACGGGACAACUGAUGGAUGGUUAGAGGCCUUGGUAGACUAUGCUGGUAUUCUUUACCGUAGUGGCACAUGUCUAAAUAAAUCAAAAAAUGAAGGGGAAGUUGUUAAACUAAUGGGGGAUUCUUCUUAUUUAAAAACUUCAAAUAUAAUUUUUAUUUGGGGGUUUAAGAUUGGAUCUUCAUCUAGGAUUCUCUUGGAAAUGUUGUGCAACAUACACAAAGUGUGUGAAAAAGGUGUUAAAGUGCAGCUAGUUGACGAAAGCUGUGCAUAUGUUAGGUUCAAGAAAUCACGGUAUGCAGAGAUUUUUCUUCAAGAUGUACAAUCUGGAACUAACAUUUCGGGGUUUGCAAAAUCUAAGCCUCUAGAAGAAAUAACUAAAAUGGGACUCAAAGCUGUAAGGUAUGAUGUGUAUGAGAAACUUUGUAAAUCGUCCAUAUGGAAAAGUAACUUAGCAGAUUCAUUUAAGCUUUUUAUGUCUGAAUCUGAUGAUUAUAUGGCUCACAAUUUUACUAUGGAUAUACCGUCACGAAAAAAUAGUUCCUUCAUCAUUGAGUUAGAGGAUCUUUAGGUUUGAGGUAUGGCACAUUCACUUAAAUGAAAGAAUGCAGUCGUGUUGCACAUUAACAAAGAAUAAUCCAGCAAUUUUUCUCCCAGAAUUGUUAAAAAGAGGCAUUGACAGCAGUGGAUGAUGGAUGAUACCAUAGGUCCGAAGCUGGAUUAUUUGUGGUAAAGUGGAUCAUAGUGAUGUCAUUGAGAUGCCAUGAGUCAGAGGUUGGAUAAUUUUGGGGUACAAUGCCUUCUAUGAGCGCUCAGCAACAGGACUUUAGUGAAAUCCAAUUGAAUUGAACAUGCUUCAAAUGCUCCCCUUGAGAAAACAUAGGAAGGGGGUGAAAAUUUACUUUAGUUUCAAGAAGUACAUAUGCUGCAUUACAAUGAAUUGAAAGCUACCCAUCUUCAUGAAGAGGAUAACUAUCUUUCUUAGUCUAUUUUAAGUUGUCCUACGGAAUUUCUAUAGGGAAGGUACAAAAUAUAACUAGCACCUGCAUUGGAAGGAGGUGCAAUGGUUGUGUCAAUAGAAAAUUAUUUGUAAGCUUAACAUGCUGGAUAGUAUAAUUUGAUGUGCUUAGAAAAUACAUUAGUUUAAUUUACCAUCUUUUGUGUAUACAAUUUUGAAAUACAACUUUGAUAUACUUACAAUAAUGACUAUGACAUUUGAAA